AUGCCCCAACUCCUCCCACUACCCUGAUUCAGUACACUACUCCUUGCCUGAGUAAUUUUCCUAACUUUCUUCCCUAAAAAAGUAACGGCUCACACUUACCCCUAUAAACCUACCCCCCUUAAACUCCAAAAACUAGAGAAAACCUCUUGAGAUUGACCCUGAGUGUAA
Epinephelus lanceolatus (giant grouper) is the source of this 168-nucleotide messenger RNA. NCBI's taxonomy places the organism in Eukaryota, Metazoa, Chordata, Actinopteri, Perciformes, Serranidae. The record is from the annotation of a RefSeq genome assembly.